Exophiala viscosa is the source of this 1296-nucleotide messenger RNA. RefSeq names its product glycerophosphoryl diester phosphodiesterase. Bases 1 to 1296 code for a protein of 431 amino acids. Gene Ontology annotation, molecular function: glycerophosphodiester phosphodiesterase activity. Gene Ontology annotation, biological process: lipid metabolic process. Lineage: Eukaryota; Fungi; Ascomycota; Eurotiomycetes; Chaetothyriales; Herpotrichiellaceae. The transcript has 2 exons. The record is from RefSeq and is a predicted model, not a curated record.
AUGCGCACGACAAUCAGCACCAUUGCCCUGACGGCUCUGCUGGUAGAGCUUGCUGUUGCAGCCCCCACCUACAGUGGCCACACUGAUCGUAUCCCAUACACAGCGAAAGAUGACUACUAUAUUUCGUUAGGACCAAGACCCUACUAUAUUAUUCAGAACAUGACCGAUGGCCCCCUCAAGCAAAAGCUGGAGUCAUGCGAGAACGGGCCUUUCGGCAUCACGACCUGGAGUAUCGGACAUAGGGGUGGCGGCACUCUUAUGAUCCCCGAGGAGUCUGUCGAGUCGACAAUGGCUGGUGCACGCAUGGGAGCUGGUAUCCUUGAGUGUGACACGGCCCUGACUUCGGAUCUGGGCUUGGUUUGCCGACACUCAAUCUGCGAUCUGCACACGACCACCGACAUCCUCCUCAGACCAGAACUUGCUGCGAAAUGCCACACGCCAUUUAGCCCAGCUAAUGCAACCCAUGCUGCUACCGCUCUUUGCUGCACAACCGACAUCACCAAGGAUGAGUUCAUGUCGCUUUGCUCCAAGAUGGACGGGUCCAACUCCAGUGCCACGACCCCAGCGGCCUACCAACAUGGUGUGCCAUUCUUUCGCACCGAACUCUACGACACUUGUGCCCAGCCCAUGUCCCUCGACAGCUACAUCGAUUUGGUAGACAGCCUUCCAGGUUACCGCAACUUUACCCCCGAAUUGAAGACACCACCCUCCCAGGUUCCAAUGCCAUUCAAAGGCUACACUCAAGCCCAAUAUGCUCGCGAUUUCAUGCAAACCUUUAUCAACCACGGCAUCGACCCCAGCCGCGUGUGGCCGCAGUCCUUCACGCCAGCCGAUGUUUAUCUCUGGUUGAACGAGUACCCGGCAUUCGGAAAGCAAGCUGUUUUCCUCGAUGAGGAUGGAGAUGACCCGGCAAACUGGACCACUGCCGUGAACCGACUUCCCGCCUUGAAGGCCUCUGGCGUCAACAUUAUCUCUCCUCCCAUCAACUACUUGCUUGCUGUUGCUGCCGACAACAAGACUAUUGUACCCUCGGACUAUGCUAUUACCGCAAAGAAUGCCGGACUCGACAUCAUCGCCUGGUCCUUCGAGCGUUCGGGGCCUUUGACUCGCGUGAAGGCAGAUGACGACUACUACUACACUUCCAUUGCGGAUGCUGUUCAUUACGACGGUCAACUGUAUGAGGUGCUCGACAUCAUGGGCCGUGACAUUGGGAUCAAGGGCAUGUUCGCUGAUUGGUCGGCCACCGUUACCUAUUAUGCGAACUGCAUGGACCUCAAAGGGCCAGGUAAUAACUAG